UACAUCACCCAGAUGCCGGUUUAUGACUUCCUUUAAAUGUGUGCAAGCUAGCUCUGAAAACUUACAGAACUCACGAAAGUCAGCGGAUAAUUUCUUUACGAAGGCCUGAAACAGCAACACGGUCCAUAUGGCUUCUUAUGAUGAACAUAAUGACUCUAAACUGGUUCGGAAAAUAAAGGAGAACCCAUUUGUCCCAUUUGGACUUGCUGGAUGUGUUGCUAUUGUUGGCCACCAACUGUACAAAAUGAAGACUCGAGGUAAUACAAAGAUGUCUGUGCACUUGAUCCACAUGCGUGUGGCUGCACAGGGCUUUGUGGUUGGAGCCAUGACAAUUGGAGUUCUGUAUUCAAUGUUCAAGGAGUACGUUAUAAAUCCCCAUGAACAGCAGAAAGGAGGAGAACACAAGUAAACAUGGACUCUUGCAACAAAUCAUCUGUGUCCUUUAAAACUCAUAUUUAGGUGCGCAAUUAGAAUAAUUAAUAAAUUAUAAAACAACUUAUGGAACGUCCUUCUUUAAAUUGGUGCACCAGUGGUCACACGACUUUAGUAAGAUUUAUUUAGUGCUUAAUUUGACACUUUUGGGUUGGGUGUUGGUUUGGAAGAUGUUAAUGGCGUGCGAGUGAUGAUAUUUUAUUUUUUUAAGGAAGUAUUGCAGAUAAGUGUUUAUACAUAUGAGAAGGCUAAGUCUGACUUCAGCACAAACAGCAGAUUGUCUGACAUUUAUAUUUAUCUGUCACACUUCUAUUUUCUAUUACCAGUUAUAUAAUAUUAUCUAAUAACUGGGAUUCAUUUUAAUUUUUUUGCCAAAUCAAAACAUUUGCAUCUCAGUAAAUGAACACUGUAAAAAAAAAUUGGCUUUCAGGUUUAUACAAAGAUCUCGUAAUAUUUAAACAAAGACGACUCUGAUGGUUUUUGACUCUUUGCAGUUUAUAGCAAAUUAAAUAUAUAUUUAUUAUAAAGUCACCACAUGGACACAGGGGGACAAAAACACGAUGGAACAUUUCUUGUUAAAAACCAAUUUGUUGUUAAAGGAUUUUAUUCACUUGUGUUACUGUAAUGUCUUGUAAUAAAGUUGUAAUUUUUCAGUACAGUAUUUAUCUUUUGUUUUCAAAUAUUCAUGACAACAGUAAAC
Molecule: messenger RNA, 1132 nt
Organism: Nematolebias whitei (Rio pearlfish)
Lineage: Eukaryota; Metazoa; Chordata; Actinopteri; Cyprinodontiformes; Rivulidae
Gene: higd1a
Product: HIG1 hypoxia inducible domain family, member 1A
Exons: 4
Coding region: 128-409 (93 amino acids)
Biological process (GO): mitochondrial respirasome assembly
Cellular component (GO): mitochondrion
Source: RefSeq, a predicted model, not a curated record